AUGCCGCUGGUCAUCUCGGAUCUGUCGUCUGUCUCCUCCACAAUCGCACAUCAGGCUCGAGGCAAUGGCGCCCAGGGCGCAAACGGCGCCGGAGGAGCAGGUGUGAAGUCUUCUCAGAUCACGCUGGAAACGCUUCGAGAGCUGGAUCCGGCUACACUGAAUGGAGAGAUAGACAGGGUAGCCCACAGCAUAUCUCAUCUGGAAAGAUCAAAUGCGCAGAUUCGGCAAUUGCUCGAUCAGACCGGUCAGCAGGACGAAGGCACGGCAGAGGGAGACGAUAUGGACGAGGAUGACAAGAGAGAGUUGCGAGUCGCAGUGGAAGAGAAUGAGGAGACCAUGUGAGUUUGCCUCUCACCUUCAUACGCUGUCGACGACGCUCCUUCGAUGUCAAAGGCGUACGCGUGACGCUCCAGCAAAUGACUCGCGUCGGGUCAUUCUUGCCAAUUGACCCUUCAUUCACUGAUCCACUUCACUGCCAAAUUCGCAGCUCCGACAAGAGACAGCUGAUUGAUCGCAUGACUCGAGCUCUCGUCGACCAGGCUGGUACGCACGCCCUUCCAGCGGGCGCUUCGGCUGGUGCGAGCGCACAAGGGCAAGCUGCCGCAAGAAGGGCGUAG
Molecule: messenger RNA, 617 nt
Organism: Ceraceosorus bombacis
Lineage: Eukaryota; Fungi; Basidiomycota; Exobasidiomycetes; Ceraceosorales; Ceraceosoraceae
Source: the annotation of a GenBank genome assembly